AGGCCAGCCUCCAAGCCCCGACUCCCAGGAAGUCCUCUGGGGGAAGGGCCAAGGCCCUGCCCUACUGCCUGCUCACCGCCUGCCUGGGCGACACUCCCCUUCCGCAGCUAUAAGGGCUUCGGACCGUAAGCUUCUUUACCCGGAGCCUGUCCGAACGCGGAGCCGCCUUCACCAUGGAGCAGCUGAGCACAGCCAACACCCAUUUCGCCGUGGACCUGUUCCGCGCUUUGAAUGAGGACAAUCCUACUGGGAACAUCUUCAUCUCUCCCUUCAGCAUUUCAUCAGCACUGGCCAUGAUCUUUCUGGGGACUCGAGGCAAUACUGCAGCACAGGUGUCCAAGACUCUUCAUUUUGAUAUGGUUGAAGAGAUUCAUUCAAGAUUUCAGAGUCUGAAUGCUGAUAUCAACAAACGUGGAGCUUCCUAUAUCCUGAAACUUGCUAAUAGGUUAUAUGGAGAGAAGACGUACAAUUUCCUCCCUGAGUUCCUAGCUUCAACUCAGAAAAUGUAUGGUGCUGAAUUGGCCAGUGUGGAUUUUCAGCAAGCCUCUGAGGAUUCGAGGAAGGUGAUUAAUGAGUGGGUCAAAGGGCAGACGGAAGGGAAGAUUCCAGAACUGUUGGCUGCAGGUACGGUUGACAGCAUGACUAAACUCGUGCUGGUGAACGCCGUCUAUUUCAAAGGCAGCUGGGAGGACGAGUUCCGGAAGGAAGACACUGCGAAUGCCCCAUUCCGACUGAACAAGAAAGACCAAAAAACUGUGAAAAUGAUGUAUCAGAAGAAGAAACUCCCAUUUGGCUACAUCCAGGACCUCAAGUGCCGUGUGCUGGAACUGCCUUACCGGGGCAAGGAGCUCAGCAUGAUUAUCCUGUUGCCUGAUGACAUUGAGGAUGGGUCCACGGGUCUCAAGAAGAUUGAGGAACAGUUGACUCUGGAAAAACUGCACGAGUGGACCAAAGCUGAGAAUCUGGAUUGGGUUGAAGUCAACGUCCACUUGCCCAAGUUCAAACUGGAGGAGAGCUAUGACCUCAACUCCCACCUAGCCCACCUGGGUAUAGAGGAUCUCUUUAGUCGCAAGGCUGAUCUGUCUGGCAUGUCAGGAACCAGGGAUCUUUUCAUAUCAAAAGUUGUCCACAAGUCCUUUGUGGAAGUGAAUGAAGAGGGCACAGAGGCGGCGGCCGCUACAGCAGGCAUUGCCACCUUUGCCAUGCUGAUGCACGAGGAGAACUUUGUGGCUGACCAUCCAUUCAUUUUCUUCAUUCGGCACAAUCCCUCAUCUCACAUCCUGUUCUUGGGCAGACUUUCUUCCCCUUAGAGACUGGAAAUAGGAGGUCAAGCUUAGAGCUUUGUUAGCUGCACUUUUAAUGGUGUCAAGUUUCACACAUCUUUGCCAAUACCACUACCAUCCCUAAGCAGAUCUUUAAUUUCACUUGUAAGUUCAGCUCUUUCCUCUUUACAUACACCCAUGAACUUUGGCACAGAUAUCUAUUUUCCAAUUUUUUUUUUAUAUUGACAAAGUCCAGUGAUUGAUUUUGAAUGCAAGUUAAAAAAAAAAAAAAGAAAGAAAGAAACGAGAUGUGUUAGAUUCUUGACAACAUAGUAGUCUAUGAAGUUGCUAUGCUCUUCUGGUAACCAAAGGAAACAUGGUAAUUCUGUAAUUUAUUUUACACACAGAAUUUUGAAAGCCCAAAUCAAGAGACACAUAUUGUAGAAAGGAAGCUUAAAAACGGAUAUUCAGUGGAAAUAUAGGGCCUCAAUUAAGGGCCUGGUUUAUAAAGACAAAAUUGCCUUGGCCAAGAUUUCUGAUCCCUUAUUCUACAAGAUUAGUGUUUUUGGUGGUGGUUCUUAUUCUUUCAAACUGUUAGAGCCACCAGGCUAUCCAGGUCAUAGCCUGCCUUCUCCUUUUCAUUCUCCUUUAUCCUACGUGUUGUGGCAUUGGUGUGGGAUUACAUGGAGUCAAGAAGUAGGUGUCUUAUCAUAAAAGAUGCUAAGAAAUGACAGAAAGAAUAAUAUAGUGGGAAACGCUAUUAAGCAAAGAGGGGGUGCCAAGAUCUCACUUGUUAACUGUUUUCUUGCAUGUUUUCUGAUGAAGGUUCUUGACUUCAGUCAUGUGAUACUCGUUUUUGUGGCAAUGGGAUGGCUUUAUGCAGGCUGUGGGGGGAUGUGGGGGGUGGACUCUGAUUGAUAUACAUGUACUGCUUGGAAUGAGGCUUGAAAUGCUGCAUUUUCUUGUUCCCACAAAACUAGUUGGCUGGUUAAUAAAUGUUCCUAAGAUUCUAUAAGCCGGACUCAUCUCAGUCCCCUUCUUGUUCUCUUGGAUCUUAGACAAGCCAAGAGUAAAACAGGGAGUUCUUGGCCUGAAGGAACUGACGUCCAUGAUGACAGUCAUCAGAAUAAUAAAAAAAAAAAAAACAUUUUGGCAAAUCUGUUGUUGGAAAGCUUUCCUUCCUUGUUUUCUUCUUCUGGAAGGAAAUAAGGUGAAAACUCUAAAGUCCUUACAUUGUCUGGGAAGAGAAUAGAACAGAAGCACAAUUACAAUUACAUUCUAUUUUGAUAAGUCAGGGGUGCAUGUUGUAUAGUCUAAGGUAACCACUGGAAGAAGAGUGAAAGGGUUUAUAACCAAAAAAAAAAAAAAAAAA
Molecule: messenger RNA, 2634 nt
Organism: Mustela erminea (ermine)
Lineage: Eukaryota; Metazoa; Chordata; Mammalia; Carnivora; Mustelidae
Gene: SERPINB1
Product: serpin family B member 1
Exons: 7
Coding region: 174-1310 (378 amino acids)
Biological process (GO): negative regulation of endopeptidase activity
Molecular function (GO): serine-type endopeptidase inhibitor activity
Source: RefSeq, a predicted model, not a curated record